Odocoileus virginianus texanus is the source of this 1152-nucleotide messenger RNA. RefSeq names its product Nanog homeobox (gene NANOG). NCBI's taxonomy places the organism in Eukaryota, Metazoa, Chordata, Mammalia, Artiodactyla, Cervidae. Gene Ontology annotation, biological process: regulation of transcription by RNA polymerase II. The record is from RefSeq and is a predicted model, not a curated record. Gene Ontology annotation, molecular function: DNA-binding transcription factor activity, RNA polymerase II-specific; RNA polymerase II cis-regulatory region sequence-specific DNA binding.
AUGUCCUGUGAACAAAAUCACCUUGAAGUUGAAAAGAAGACACAGAAGAGAAAGAGAGAAGGAGGAGGCGAAAAGGAAGAAGUCGUAGAAGAGAAGUUGGAAAAGGAACAGGACAAGGAGGAGGACGAGAAAGAAAAGAAAAAUAAGAAUCAAUACCAGAAGAAAAAAUUUGUCAGCAGACCCCUCAUGGACACUCUCUGGGCAAUGUUUAAAUUUAAAGAAAAACCCACAUUUCUGGAUAUUUCAUCACUUGCAUUUGAAUUUAGCAUGACAGAGACUCAGGAGUAUCUAGAAGCAUCCAACGCUAGGGAAUCUUCACCCAUGCCUGAAGAAAGUUACGCAUCCUUGCAAAUGUCAUCUGCUGACACCCUCGACACGGACACAGUUUCUCCUCUUCCUUCCUCCAUGGAUCUGCUUAUUCAGGACAGUCCUGAUUCUUCCACAAGCCCCAGAGUGAAACCACUGCCUCCAUCUGCAGAGGAGAGCACAGAGAAGGAAGAGAACGUCCCAGUCAAGAAACAGAAAAUCAGGACUGUGUUCUCACAGACCCAGUUGUGUGUGCUCAAUGACAGAUUUCAGAGGCAGAAAUACCUCAGCCUCCAGCAAAUGCAAGAACUUUCCAACAUCUUGAACCUCAGCUACAAGCAGGUGAAGACCUGGUUCCAGAACCAGAGAAUGAAAUGUAAGAAAUGGCAGAAAAACAACUGGCCAAGAAAUAGCAAUGGCAUGCCUCAGGGCCCAACAACAGCAGAAUACCCAGGCUUCUAUUCCUACCACCAGGGGUAUUUGGUGAACUCUCCUGGAAACCUGCCCAUGUGGGGUAACCAGACCUGGAACAACCCCACGUGGACCAACCAGAGCUGGAACAGUCAGUCUUGGAGCAACCACCCCUGGAACGAUCAGGCCUGGAGCCCCCAAGCCUGGAAUAACCAGCCUUGGAACAAUCAGUUCAACAACUACAUGGAGGAAUUCCUGCAGCCUGGGAUACAGCUCCAGCAGAAUUCUCCUGUCUGUGAUCUGGAGGCCACCCUGGGAACUGCUGGGGAAAAUUAUAACGUAAUACAGCAAACUGUCAAGUAUUUUAGUUCCCAGCAGCAAAUCACGGAUUUAUUCCCAAACUACCCUCUCAACAUACAGCCUGAAGAUUUGUAA